Molecule: messenger RNA, 10110 nt
Organism: Mus musculus (house mouse)
Lineage: Eukaryota; Metazoa; Chordata; Mammalia; Rodentia; Muridae
Gene: Tnfaip8l1
Product: tumor necrosis factor, alpha-induced protein 8-like 1
Exons: 3
Coding region: 174-734 (186 amino acids)
Biological process (GO): regulation of apoptotic process
Cellular component (GO): cytoplasm
Molecular function (GO): identical protein binding
Source: RefSeq, a predicted model, not a curated record
GCCUGUGCGCUACCAUUUGCUGAGCCAGUGAGCGUUUAGAGGGGGCGAGCCCUUUCUCGGGGGCGUGGCCUCCUAGCCAGCGGCCGGGCUCAGAUCCAGCGGCCAAUGCCUCUGGCCCCACAGAGGCACCUACAGAAAACUGAAGGCUUGACACAUCCCGAGGAGCAGAACCCAUGGACACCUUCAGCACGAAGAGCCUGGCCCUGCAGGCCCAGAAGAAAGUCCUCAGCAAGAUGGCUUCCAAGGCCAUGGUGGCUGUGUUUGUGGACAAUACCAGCAGUGAGGUCUUGGAUGAACUGUACCAGGCCACGAAGGAGUUCACGCGCAGCCGGAAGGAGGCACAGAGGGUAGUGAAGAACCUGGUGAAGGUGGCUGUGAAGCUGGCUGUGUUGCUGAGGGCGGACCAGCUGGACAGCAAUGAGCUGGCCCAGCUGCAGCGGUUCCGGGGCCGCGUCCGCAGCCUGGCCAUGACAGCCCUCAGCUUCCACCAGGUAGACUUCACCUUUGACCGGCGUGUGCUGGCCACUGGGCUGCUGGAGUGCAGGGACCUGUUGCACCAGGCUAUUGGCCCGCACCUCACUGCCAAGUCCCACGGCCGCAUCAAUCACAUCUUCAGUCACUUUGCCAAUGGUGACUUCCUGGCCGCGCUGUACAGCCCAGCAGAGCCCUACCGGAGCCAUCUGUGCCGCAUCUGUGAUGGCCUCGGGAGGAUGUUGGACGAGGGUGGCAUCUGACCUGGAGUCAGCCACCUGGAGACUAUCCUCCACUGGUGACGGUCCCCAAGAACUCAGAACUGCCUGUGCCUGGGGUAGUCUCUCCUCUGUUUCUCCUGCUGUAACUUAUCUGCUUUUGUCUAGCUUCUGCUUCGUCUCCUGACCUCCUCUUCUUACUUCUGAGACAGGUCUCAUGUAGCCCAGGCUGACCCCAAACACCCUAUGUAGCAAAGGCUGACCUUGACCUCCUGAGCCUCCUGCCCCCACCACCGAGAGUGCUGGAUGAUAGGUGUGUGCCAACGCCCCACUGUCUGGACAUUCUCAGUCUUUCAAAUAAGGUUGUGGAGAAUUGGGAGACAAGAAUUGUACUCCCCUGACCCUUACCCCUGCCAAAUGACUAUGUUUGUUUCCUAAGCCUCAGGUCGUCCCAAGGUGACUUGCUUUAGAAAAUGGAGUUCAAACUCUUGUUGUACCAGACUAGAGUUGAACAAGUACUGGACUGCUACAACAGGUCCUUAUGUAUAGAUUGGCCCAGGAAGGCUCACUCUGCCAAUGCUGCAGGACACUGGACACUGAGGAGUGAUGCUACUGCAAACCAAGAACACCAGCAGACAGAUGCUGUGCGGCAGAUCGUGGCUUCUCUCAAUGGUUUUGAAAGGAGAGACUCCAAGCACACUUCGGUGUUGGGAUCUGAGGUCCUGUUAGGGGACUGGACCCUCGCAUUGAAGAGAAGAAAUAAAUAGAGCCGGUGAGAUGGCUCAGCAUGUAAGAAUGCUUGUCACCAAACUUGUCUGGAGUUUACCAAAAUCUGUGUGGUGGAUGGAGUCUUAGAAAGCUGGCCUCUGACCUCCAUGUGGAUGUGCCCACACAGAACCACACCGCGGCUUCCGGUGCUUGGAAACAUGGCAGGGCCCUGACCACUCAGCAAGGAGGCGCUAAUCAGGCAGAAAUGUGGGGUCUUCACUGAGUGAUAGUACAGGACUUGCUGUGAAACAUGGGGACCCCAGAGGCUGUCCCCAGCUUCGGACCAGGGUAAAGCCACUGGAGACACGAGCAUGUGUUACAUUAUAAUUCCAUAUUUGGGAAACAAAUCCAUCUUUUCUCUUUGAAUGGUACCGAGUUGGUAACUGACACUGACCACGCAUGUGAAAGCCUGCAGCCUCUACUAUCUGAGUGUGCCUGUGGUCAUGUGAGACACCGUUAACUGGCUUAACCCAACUGGUACUUAGAUCUUUUAUCCUUGGAAAGCAGACUUCAGCUACACAUGUGUCUAGCUGAGGUGUGGGUUAGUUGUCUAGAAUCCUCCAGCGAGGGUUCGGGGGGCAUGGUCAGGGGUGGAGCCCAGCCUAGAAUCCUCCAGUGAGGGACUGGGGGCGUGGCCAGUGAUAGAUGUACCUAGAAUCCCCAGGUCAGAAGCUUGGCUCAGGGGUAGCAUGCAUGUCAUGGGGUCGACCCCUGAGAUCUGUGAAGAUCGAGUCUGUGGAGGGGCUGGCACAGCUGUGGAGGGGCUGGCACAGCGGUUACGCAGUGCUGCCGAUGGAAAGGCUAUCUGGGGCAUUGGGAGAGGACACAAAAUGUGCAGAGCUGAGUGUAUUUAAGGCAAUGUGUACAACCUGGAGCCUGUGGUGACGGGUGGGAGUCACUGCCUCAAUGUUUCAGUGUAUGCAGACAGAUGCAAGUACAAAGAAGAGUCUGUCAAUAGCUACAGCCCUGGCUGUCCUGGAACUCACUCUGCAGACUAGGUUAAUCUGGAACUCAUAGAGAUCCUCCUGCCUCUGACCCCAAGUGCUAGGAUUAAAGGUGUGCACCACCACUGCCCAAUUUAGACUCCCCCCCCCUUUUUUUUUUGUUUGUUUUUCGAGACAGGGUUUCUUUGUAUAGCCCUGGCUGUCCUGGAACUCACUUUGUAGACCAGGCUGGCCUCAAACUCAGAAAUCCGCCUGCCUCUGCCUCCUGAGUGCUGGGAUCAAUGGCGUGCGCCACUACACCCGGCUGACUCCCCUUUUUUUUAAGACAAUAUUUUGCCCUGUAACCCAGGAUGGCCUGGAAUUAGUGAUUUUUCUGCCCCAGCAUGGCUAGGGCUGGCUAGGAUUCCAGCAUGAGCCCCACAGUGCUCUGCUGCAGUCAUGGCUCCAGCAGCUUCCCUGUGACUUCAGCUGAUGAUGAGGGCUCAGGUCCCUGAAGCCUUUCUCACUAUUCCAGUGCCACAGGGAUUUUCUCACUUUUAAGCCUAAGGCAGGGUCUUGAAACUGGAACACCAGCAUACAUGCAGCUGUCCCUUGUGCUGACCAAAUGGACCAAUAAGGGGAGCAGUCUGAGUUUUGUGAGGCUGUCUUCACAAGGGUGAGAUGAACGUCAGAAUGCACCAGGAACAUGCUUAAUAUUUUGUGUCACUGGGCCUCUUGAAUGCUACAGAGGCUCUGGCACCAAGCUAACCCACUCCCAGCCCUGUUUGCUUUUUAUUUAGCUUUCGAUACCCAGGGUGGCUGGACUCGGCUGUUUGGAUGCUCAGGGGUCACAGGUCUAUGCUUCUGGUCUUGACUUGGAUGUGGGACGGCUGAGAUGGAACAGAAGAGAAAGGAGAGCAGCUUGCCUCAGGUGUGUUGUCACAGCAACAGAAAGUGGACCAGUACUGGUGACUAGGAUGCUGUGAACCAAACUGGCUGGAACAACCUCAACACAGAGUCCAUCCCACAAGCAGCUUGAAUUUAGCCUGCAGCCCUUUCUCGAGACAGUUUCUGAUCUGCAGUGCACAGGCACGAGGACCCUCCUCCACAGAGAUCUCUCCAAAUGGCUCUUGCUGGGUAAUGGCGUACCCCCCACUGCUGGGACCCACCUUCACCUACCUGCUGUCUUGGUCACUUCAAACUCCUCACUUUUCAGGGGGACAUCACUCUCUCUCUCAAAUGCGGCUUUGGACUAAAAUAAAACAGAACACUUGAGCAGACACACGUCAUGGAGAGAGAAGUCCCCUCGGGUCCCCUCAGUUUUGUCUCCUGGGCACUGUGGCCUAAAGUCAGGCAUGCUUGCUAGGGCGGGUGUGGUAUUCCCAGGGAGUAGUCCCAGCAGAGCCCAAGCAGUGGGUCAGAUCACAGGUGAUGGACAGCCUCAGUCUGUCACCUUGGUUCCCAGAAACACACUUGGUGAGGCUGCUGAGGGCACUGGUACUGUGAGGAAGAGCCUAUCAUUGACUGCCUGAGGGACAGGAGCUGACCGAGGCCACCCUGGCUCCUCCAGCCACUCUGCAGGAACCACCCACAUAGUGGGCCUCCCGCUGAUCCCCUCAACUUGGGUGGGAGCCCUAGGGGUCAACAGGGUGGCUGAGUGACACGGGGCCCUGUCCCCUGCAGUGAAUGGUAUCUGGGGCCUUGCAGGUCCCUUUGUCCUCGGGUCCCCGUGACUGACACUCACGUAGGCCAUGGCAUACUCGAUCUCAGCACCUCGCAACUCAGCCUUGAACUGUGUGAAGUAGAGGUAGGAUUUCCCCUGGGGCCUGUGGAAAGACAGAGUUAGCACAGGAAUGGGGGAGGGGGAGAGGACCCAACUGAGGCCCCGGAAAGAGCCUGGUGAUGUGGGACUCCAUAGUGGUAAAUCUCCAGGAUGCCAAAGCCAGAGGUAAGAAGUAGUUCUGUGGGCGCCAGGGAUUGGGGAAGGGACGGAUGACAGCUCUGGGGUCAGGGAGUGGGAAAGGGACGGAUGACAGCUCUGGGGUCAGGGAGUGGGGAAGGGAGGGGUGACAGCUCUGGGGUCAGGGAGUGGGGAAGGGACGGAUGACAGCUCUGGGGUCAGGGAGUGGGGAAGGGACGGAUGACAGCUCUGGGGUCAGGGAGUGGGGAAGGGACGGAUGACAGCUCUGGGGUCAGGGAGUGGGGAAGGGACGGAUGACAGCUCUGGGGUCAGGGAGUGGGGAAGGGACGGGUGACAGCUCUGGGGUCAGGGAGUGGGAAAGGGACGGGUGACAGCUCUGGGGUCAGGGAGUGGGGAAGGUAGGGGUGACAGCUCUGAGGUCAGGGAGUGGGGAAGGGACGGAUGACAGCUCUGGGGUCAGGGCUAUUGCCUGCUGUAUACUUUCUUUUUUUGUUUCAAGACUGGUUUUUGAGACAGGAUCUGAGGAAGCUCAGAAUGGCCCCCAGCUAACUCUGUGGCCAGGACUGGCCUUGAGCUCCUGGUAUCCUGGCUUCUGUUUCCCCAGAACCGAACAAUAGAAUCAGCAGUGUUUUGGUGACUUCCUGUUGUGUGACCAGAUUCCCCAGCCCCCUGCCUACUCUCUGACAUCUUCCUCUCUCUUCCCUCCUCUGCCCAGUGCUGUGGUGCCAGCACACAUACUGGAGCUUCCUUGGGGUCGCAGGACCACUGCCCAGCCUACUUGUCCUGCAUGGACUGUGGUGUGUGCAUGCAAAGUAGCUGGAGAAAGAGAGAGAGGGAGAGGGAGAGGGAGAGGGAGAGAGAGAGGGAGAGAGAGAGGGAGAGAGAGAACGAGCCUCUAGCCCAGCAUGUGCACAGCAGCUCACCUCCAGAUGGUACAGGUAAAGUGCUGGCUGUCUUCACUUGUCCCCAGGCUCAUCUGCCAUUGCUGGGGAGAAAGGACAGGCUUGGUGAGCAAGGACAGGUGUUAGCAGGUCUUCAAAAGGCCGGCUACACAUGGUCCCUCCUAGGCUCUGUAUCCUACACUAGAGCCACAGACACUGCCCUGCUGGUGGAGGGCACUAUCCAGUCACUUUUUUACCUGUAAGACAUCUUGAGAACAAGUGGCAACAGUUAAGACCCUGUCUAAAUUCAGUUGGGAACUGUGGAUCAGCUACAGCACGGGGCUCUAGCUCCACUCUAGAUUCCCCAGGCCCUGCUUGCUAUCUGCCAUCUCCUCCUCCCUUCCCUCCUCCGUCCAGUGCCUUGGUGCCAACACACUCACUGACAGCUUCCUCAGGGUCGCAGGACCACCACCCAGCCUGUUUCCAAUUGUCCUGCAUGGAUCCGUGGUGUGCGCAUGCACAGUAGAGAAUGUCUGUAGUUUGCACAUGGGCAAUGGGGAAUGACUGUCACCCUAGCACCUAGCACUCAGGACACCCAGGAUUUAGUCUCAGCUACAUAAAGUGUAGGGAUCCAGCCUGGGCUAUCAAAAGCCAACAAUCCAACACAAUCAACCAAAACCAAAGCCAAAAACCAGCCAGGGCUGGAGAGACAGCCCUGUACCUAAGAGCACAGGCUGCUCUUUCAGAGGACCAGAGUUCUGUUACCUGCACCCACACAGUGGCUCCCAGCCAUCUGUAACUAGUUACAGAAAACCUGAAGUCCUUUUUCGGUCUCCACAGGCACCAGGUAUGCAGCUGGUGCAGAUAAUUAAUGCAAGUAAAAACCAUACACAUAAAAUUAAAACAUAAAAAUCAAAAACAAGAACAAAAUCCACAAAACAACUAGCCAGUUCUCACAGAGUAUUUGCGGCCCUCGCUGCCAGCCCUCACCCAGAGACGCGCCCAUCACUGCCCUUCCUGGCUUCCCAAGGGGGGCUCUCAUGGCCAGGACCUACCUGUGUCAAUUACAAGGGGACCCUGCAGCAAGCUGUGUGUAUUCUCCCCAAGGUGAAGCCCUGAGACCUAACUGCACUCAUGCCAAGGCCAGGGGCCAGCUCUGAGUGGUUCCUGCCGACGCCACAGACCUGCUAAUUCCUGGCUCUGCUGUUCCCAGAGCCUCUGCAGUCUGAAAAUAGCCCAUCUGAGAAACGCUGCUCAAGGGGGUCCACACCUUGCUUUUUCUUUAGCGACAGUCUUGUGUCCUUGAUCUCUCUGUAAAGUGGAGAAUGACCUUGAACUCCAGAUCCUCCUGCCUCAGCCACAAGAGAGCUGCCAUCCAUCCUACUUGCUACUGGGCCCUCUUAUAGCCAUUUAAUCUCUGGCACAGCCAAACCCUAAAACCUCUCACAGAAUAAAGUAGAAAAUGUCCAUCCCCUGGAUCAUUCCCAUUAAAGCACACACCGUGUGAAGUCCACAGUGCAGCCAUGACUACCUUGCAUCUAGAACAUUCCAUCAGUCCAAAAGGCAGCCCCAUGCUGAGCCUUCCCUCAAGCCUCUCUCUGGCCCAGCGCAUCCACUUUCUAUCUCAGGGCUCCUGUCCUGGAUACUUCAUGUAAUGGAAUCCCACAGCGUGACUUGUGUCUCUGUCUCUCACUGAGUAGCAUCCUUGAGGUCCCUCUAGACUUGGGUGGUGUCAGUGCCGCUCUCCUUGUAAUAGAAAUCGUCACUGUCACACUCUCCUUGAGCUCACUGGGAAACUGGUUCUGGAAGUGGGAUCUCAAGGCACUCUCUCCAUGGUCUUGGAGGGAGGGAUGGCCCAGCCUGGUAAUGGGCAGCAACGACAACUGCAGGCAUAAGCCACUCCAGGAGCUAACUACAGACUGCUGGAGAGAGGUUCGGGGAACAGGUGCUGCUCGUCCUGGACAGUUUCAUCUCAAGCUAGAGUCACAGGAGAGGAGGAGUCCUUAGUUGAGAAAACACCUCCAUAAAAUCAGACUUUCCACCAGCCUCCAGGACAUUUUCUUAAUUAGUGAUCAGCCUAGCCCACUGUUGGUGGAGCCCUCUCUGAGCUGGUGGCUCUGGGUUCUCUAAGAGAGCAGCCUAAGCAAGCCAUGAGGAGUAAGCCAGUAAGCAGCACCCUCAUGGGCCUCUGCAUCAGCUCCUGCCUCCAGGUUCCUGCCCUGCUUGAGUUCCUUCUAUGAUGCCAGUGAUAUGGAGGUGCAGCCUGAAUCCACACCCUCCACCCAGCCUGCUUCGGUUAUGGUGACUCAUCACAGCAGUACUGAGUCUAAGUAGAAUACCCAGGCUCAGUCCCCAGCACCCACAGGACAGCUCACAACCACUCAAUAACCCAAGCUCCUCUAACAUCAGAGAGCCAAACACACGCGCAUACACCCACACAUCCAACUACAUACACGUGCUUAAAAACCCUGCCUAGAGGGGAGAGGAUAGGCUGGGAGCUAGGUCCUAGGGGCUUGCCCAUGGGCUCUCCAGCUGACUGCCAUCUUGCUUCCUCAGAUGGUUUCUUCUUAUUCACUAACCAAGGAUCGGCAGAGAUGGCUCGGUGGUUAUAGCACUGGCUGCUCUUGCAGAGGACCUGACUUUGAUUCCCAGCAACCACAUGGUGGCUCACAACUGUAACUCCAGUUCCAGGAGAUCCGAUGCCCACUUUGGGCCUCUGUGGUCACUGCAUGCUGGUUUCUGCUCAUUGAGUACUUAACUGAAGAUGGUUUUGCUGUCUGUAGCCUCUCCAUUUCUUUUCCUUACUUGCUAUGUACAUAAUAAACUCAUUCAUUCGAUGCCACGAGCAGGGCUGUUAACCCUCUCCAUGCCAUACGCAACGCUCUUGUUCACGGGUGUGUGAUAUUCCAACUGUUGAGGUGCUGUGUACCCCUGCCCAUCCGUGGACACUAAGACACUUCCACUCAUUGCUCCUAUGGAAAGCUCUGCUCAGAACAUGCAUGUCCAAGGUUCUGGAUACACCAGUAUUUCCACUGAAUGAACUAACUUGUGUGUGGGACAGGCAGCUAACCUCAUAACAGUUCACCUCGAUGCCCUGGGUGCUGCUGAGGUAUCGGCCCUCUUGCCAGCUUACGGGCUGCCCUGAGGACUGUCCCAGGCUCUGGUGGCUCACUGAUUACACAUAGACUAAGAGUCAGGGAUCAGCACUGUGGGCUGCUGAUUCCAUUAGGCGGAAGCCAAGGCAACUAGAAGUCCUUCAGGCUCAAGGGACUGGGACUUUAGAGCCUCGGGAGUCUGGCCACUUUCCCUUGACACCAGUCGUGUGACACCCUGAGGAACUUACCUCGUUGGUCCCUCCUUGGGAAGCGUAGGUGAAUGUACAUGUAAACUUGUUCUGUAGAAGGAGAAAUAAAAGGAGGCUGAAGAGCAAAGAUCUCAAUACUCAGAACCAAGACCCUAGCAUACUGGGCAUGGUCCUGUAUGCACAUCAUCUCUGGUAUCCAGGAGGCUGACGCAGAACUGGGAACUGGGACAUAAGCUAGCCUGGGUGACUUAGCAAGGUGCUGUCCCGAUGUAAAACAGAUCAAAAAGGACUGAGAUAUACAUCAGCCCCUGCCCAGAAGGUCAAGGGUUGAGCCUGUCCAGAAUCCAGCAGUGAGGGGUUGGGAGGGUGACUCAGGGGUGGAGUCCCACCUAGAAUCCCCUAAUGAGGAGCUAGGGAUGUGGCUCAGGGGUGGAGCCCCUGCCUAGGGCGGGGCAGAACCCUGGCUCUGCCGAUGUGAGACUCUAGGUUCCAUCCCUCAGUACACCCUCCAGAGGCCACCAGAUCUCUCUCCUCUCAGGAGCUCAGAACUUUGCUCAAAUCACUGUGAUUUCCUAGGAAGGUCAAAUGGCCUUCAGCAAUCAUCCCUAGAACAUCACCUAUGAGGUCAGUACUCGGGGCUCCUGUUAGAUACAAGCUUGUACUGCUUCCUGCCCACAACACAAACCUGCCAGAAAGCACAGGACUAUAGUAAUGGUCUCAAGAAAUGGUCACUAGGGACACCGCUGUCCCAGAAGCCAAGCUGGGGCGGGCAGAGGCUAGGCUGACUGCUGGCUCGCUGAAAGGAGAGGUGAUGGACUCGUGUAAGGCUUGGGGGGUGCUCCCGCUCUAGUCCGGGUUCAGUGAGUAACCCACGUGCGACCUGUAUAGCCAGUCCCCUAGAUCCGCUGCUCUUAUCAACCAGUAUUCCCUUUUCUACAAUGAGAUGGGCAAGGGGAAGUCGCCUUGCAGGUAGGGAGUGACUGACAGAAGACAGACGAGGCAGCCAGGUCCCUUCUUCAGGUAACCCUGCCUCUGCCACUCCACCCGGUCUCCAGGACCACCUGAUCGGAAGUCCAUAGGCAUCGAUUCCCGGGCAGGAGGCUUAGCACGUACCCCGGGUCCUACGUCCUGGGAGAACGAAUGCACGACCCCUCCGGGCCUCACGUCAAAUGGCACGGUGGUGGGCUCGGACACAGCGGCGGCCAAUUUCAGCGCUGCGGCCGCCAGGACCACCGCAGUCCAGAAGCCUCCGCUGGGGGCUGCCAUCUUGCUUCCGGGGCAAUGCGCAGGCGCUCGCGAACGUGGAGUGACACGCGCGGGACACGUCAGCGCCGAACGGUGACAACGUCGCCCCGCCCGAUUUGGCUGCCAUGGUGGGGCGGGACUCGACUUGGCACGUGAUGCACUACAGCGCCUCUGAUUGACGCUCGCGGAUGCCUGGAGGGCGACUUCGUCUUGGCGCUUGUUUGGGUUGGAGUUUGCAGGUAACUUUUGCCUCCCCCCCGGAUAUUUUUAUAUCUCACUUAAAUGGGCUCCCGGACUCACUUCAGGACAACAUGGGGGUUGACAGUGUUUAAUUUUGUUAGAUUAUCCAUUUGUUAAUAAAUAUGGUUUAUUUCACUUU